Trifolium pratense (red clover) is the source of this 1539-nucleotide messenger RNA. Its product is annotated as lysM domain receptor-like kinase 3. Lineage: Eukaryota; Viridiplantae; Streptophyta; Magnoliopsida; Fabales; Fabaceae. Gene Ontology annotation, molecular function: ATP binding; protein kinase activity. The record is from RefSeq and is a predicted model, not a curated record. The transcript is spliced from 2 exons. Bases 101 to 1327 code for a protein of 408 amino acids. Gene Ontology annotation, biological process: protein phosphorylation.
GACCAACAUACUUUUACUUGUUCAUUCCAUUCCAUGAUCCCAUGAAGAUUCUUGUAAAACUAAACAACCAUUGUUAAAUGAUUGAAAAACUCUCACUUCAAUGUGCAAAUCAAAAAAGAGCACCACCGUGGUACAACCCACAAGAAGAAUCUCAACAUCAUCAUCUUCCACAACAAAUUUCCCAUCUUCUUCCAACAACACCGAAGUCCCAAUCACAGAAUCAAAAAGUUACAUCUACGGUGAUAAACAAUGGUCCAAAACUUCUUCAUCAGUUUCAAGCCACUCUUCUCUUUCAAGCCUCAAACAAUCUCUCCCAGAAAAUCCUCACAUCUAUCCUUUCUCAGAAAUCUCAACCGCCACAGCUAACUUCUCCACUAACCGUCUCUCCACAAAUUCAUUCCGUUGUUAUCUCCGAGACCGCGACGUCGUUAUUUUCCAGCGGAAAUUCCGCCGGAAAAUUGACUUACCGGAGAUACGUGAUCGUCUUGCUCUUAUCUGCCGGAGUCAUCAUAGCAGUCUCGUGAAGCUUCUCGGAGCUUCUGUCUCCGGUGGCUACAUUUAUCUUGUAUAUGAAUUUGUUCCCGGUGGUAGUCUUUCCGAUUGUCUUCGAAAUCGUCGGAACCCUAGCUUCACGAAUCUCUCGACGUGGAGUUUGAGGAUGCAAAUUGCUUCUGAUCUCGCUCACGGUCUUGAUUAUGUUCAUAAUUCUUCAGGUUCGGGUAACGGUUUCGUUCAUAAUCAUAUUAAAAGCUCUAGUAUCAUCGUCUCAGAGGAGAAUUUCGGAGCUAAGAUUUGUCACUUCGGUACAUCGGAGCUCUGCGGCGAGUCUGUUACCGUCGGAGAUUCUUCUGCAUCGGAGAAAAAUUUGAAAAGGUCCGGUAGCCGGGGGGUGAGAUUUGAGGGGACGAGGGGCUACAUGGCGCCGGAAUUUCAAUUAACCGGCGUUGCGACGCAGAAGACCGACGUGUAUGCUUUCGGCGUGGUGGUUUUGGAGCUUCUGAGCGGGUUAGAGGCGGUGAGAUUUGAAUUGGAGGGAAAUGAUGGCGGGUAUAGGAGGGUGAGUGUGGUGGAUACGGCGAGGGAAGCGUCGAAGGAGCACGGUGGCGUGAGAAAAUGGGUUGAUCGGAGGUUGAGGGAUUCGUUUCCGAUGGAUGUGGCUGAGAAAAUGAUUCGGGUCGGGUUGGAAUGUGUUGAGGAUGAUCCAAAUGAGAGACCGGGUAUGGGUCGGGUAUCGAUGGAAGUAUCCAAGUUGUAUUUGGAAUCAAAGGAGUGGGAAGAGAAAUUGGGUACUAACAUUGAUAUUUCGGUCUCAUUAGCCCCACGCUAAUGCUACUUAUUUUGACUAAUUGUUCUAUACUAUUUUGUUAGGUUAUCUAUUUUAUUUUUUAAAAAGCUAAUUUUUAGUUUUUAAUCUCCAAUUAAAAUUUAUAAUUGAUUGCAUACUUGUUUUUCUUUUUUGGGUUUAUAUUGUAUAGUUUUUAUUUUGAACAAAAUUGUGUAAGAUUUUGUCAAAUGUCAAUAUAGGAGAAAUUCAAGACA